Molecule: messenger RNA, 1987 nt
Organism: Pleuronectes platessa (European plaice)
Lineage: Eukaryota; Metazoa; Chordata; Actinopteri; Pleuronectiformes; Pleuronectidae
Gene: cep19
Product: centrosomal protein 19
Exons: 2
Coding region: 208-684 (158 amino acids)
Biological process (GO): microtubule anchoring at centrosome; trans-Golgi to periciliary membrane compartment transport
Cellular component (GO): spindle pole; ciliary basal body; centrosome
Source: RefSeq, a predicted model, not a curated record
AGGCUUCGCUGAAGGCUGAAAGAUUUGACAUCGACCAACGCUGGGGACGGGCAACGGUUACGUCUCAAUCCAUACGAUUUAGUUAGUUUGUUGCUUCAGGCUCAAUCGUUAAAUGCUAUUGUGGACUAUUAGAUAUUAUGGUUAAAAUGCGCUAUUGAUUUGGCUAAAACACAGUUGAAACCAAGUUUGUAGGAGACGUACACAGGGAUGCUUUACGAGGCAAAGCGAUGUGGAGUGAAGUUCUCUCCUCCCGCCGUAGUUUUAAUUUAUCAACACACGGAAACCCAAAAGAUACGAAAGAGAAUAAUACCUUUACGGAACUUCUCAAAAUAUUCAGACUACAGCCUGGCUGCUGAGAGGCUGAAGAACAACCCUCGGCACAGGGACUACCUGGAGGCUGUGUCUCAGAGCCAGCUCGAGAAGCUUCACAUCAUCCUGCGAGAUCACAUGCAGGGCCACAGCCUGGAGCACAGCCUCGCCUCGUUCCAGCUGGACCCCGACCAAGACCUGAACAAACUGGACGACGAGGAGCUGGCUCGCAAGAAGGGCCAAAUGGACGAACUGUUUGAGAAAAACCGAAGGCGCAAAGAUGAUGCUGACUUCGUCUAUGACCUGGAAGUGGAGUUCAACAAGUCCACCCGAGAAAAGUGCAGCUGGGAUGACGAGUCUGAUAAUGAAUUUUAACUGUUCCCAUCCCCUAUUUAUACAGGUUAUAUAUAGUAUUGAAUAGUAGUUUUUGUACUUUGUUGCAAUCUGGAAGCUUAUGUACCACUUAUAAAAAGGUACAUAAUUCAUAGAUUAGAUGAAAAAACCCUUCCAAGUUUGUGAAUGCCCUUUGAUCAAUUCACACACAUGUUCCGUCUCAAACUGCAAAGAAAGAUGCUGCAUAAAUAAUAGUGAAUAUUUAUUUGGUAUAAAAUACUGAAUUUUACAAAAUACAAAGACUUUGGCUCUUUUAUUUGUGGCUUACAUCUAUAUGAGGGAUAUUCACAGUAGAAUAUUAAAGAAGAUGCUAAAAUCCUAUUAAAUAAAAUUUGAGCGUUCACCUAUAUGUAAUACAACAAUUAUAUCUUUGGAAAAAACACAGCUUCCAUAAAAUAGUUUCAUCAUACACAAAAUAUAUAUAUGUAUAUAUAUUUUAGGCAUAUGUAUAGAUUUCCAUAUAUGGUUUGAAGCGAUGUACUAUGGCCGAGUGUUAGAUGAGAAACCAAGCCUGCAGUAUCAAACCUCUUCAGGGGAAAUUUCACUCAAAGUGCUUAAAUACCUCAUUCAGCUGACAAGACACUGACCGACUGACCAUUAGUACCACAAUACAUUCAAAAAUGUCGCAGGUCUUUUAGAAAAUAAGUAAAGAAUUAAUUUACAUUGCUUUGCUUGUUUGGUUUAAGCUAAUUAAAAACACAAUUUCUUACAUCAGUAUUAAUUGCAGUCAUUGAUGCGGUGCUGAUGUAUUCCCUAAGGAGGUAGUAACAGAAAACAUAAUUCCUUUUACCACCAUUAUUUCUGUGGAUUUAGGCGUUUAAAACUAUAUUCUCAGCAGGCUGUUAACGUAUUUAAAAAUAGGUAUUUAUAAAAUGGACAUUUCAAGUAUACUAAAGCCACAAUCCAGGAUUUCUGAGUAUGUUGGUUAUGACAAUAUAUAUGUAUAUAGUAUAUGACUUAAUGAGAAUGAGUUUGAUUGGCAAUGAUUUGUGCAUUUUAACUACACUAUCCCGAACAAUUUACCAAAAGUACACAAAAAAGGCAUACUGUAGGUUAAUUAGUUAUUUGAAAGCUAAUGGAAAAAGGAUCUCUUAAAAUCCAGUCGAAAAAACAAAGUAAAGCCAGUACAGGCUGGAUGAUGUUGCCACAAAUGGAGCUAUACUCCAAAUCCGGAUUGGGCUUUUAAAAAUAAGAUGUAUGACUCAACAUUUCUAUGGAGAUUGAUAGAAGGUAAAAUAUAUAUAUUACACUAUUAAUCUACAAAAAAAUACAUACAUCAUUUCUG